Messenger RNA from Cryptomeria japonica (Japanese cedar), 1709 nucleotides. RefSeq lists its product as uncharacterized. NCBI's taxonomy places the organism in Eukaryota, Viridiplantae, Streptophyta, Pinopsida, Cupressales, Cupressaceae. The record is from RefSeq and is a predicted model, not a curated record. The transcript has 2 exons. The coding region runs from base 263 to 1633 and encodes 456 amino acids.
CUCGAUCACACGUCAUCAGUGACCCGAAUAUCAAUAUCAAAACCCUAAUAUCGCAUAAAAGAUUGUGUGCUUCAAAUUUAAGCCUUCCAAAUUCAUUCACCUUUCCAAUUUCAAUGGUGGGGGCUAGAAAUGCAAAGCAUCACUUUUUCUUCUGCUGACAUUAAAAUGAAAGCACAUCUUUUUAGAAGCAUCGUACCUUAAUCGCUAAGUUUUCUUGUGAUAUAAAUCGGACGAACUCACAUCCUCAAAUUCAAGGCCACGCAUGCUUGCUGCCGAAUGCCGAUGGAAACAAAUCAUGGGGUGCUCAAAAAAGAUGAAAAGCAAAGACCCACAAAGUCAAUUUUCAGAGGAGCUACAGUUGCACUGUACAACUACAAGCAACAAUUUUGAUCUAAUCCCUGUAUUGCCCAAUGAUAUUACACUGGGCCCGAUAAUGGCUUACAUGCCCUGGCAUAUGAAACCGCUGUUGAUGACCUUGAAUAAAACAUGGGCAUAUGCUCUCAACAAUCCCCAAUGUGCAAUUCCGCACUACAAACCCAACGCCCUUAAAAAUUCAGUCAUUUUCUAUGCCCAUACCCAAAUUGACAAUGACAAUACCCUUUUUCUGUUCAUAUAUCAAAGGGGUAUUCUUAGAAAGCUUCCUCCUCCACCUCACAUUUCUGCUGAAUCAUACAAAUUCACCAGGUUUUUUGUCACAGACCAAUGUGUAUAUGCUUUGACUCCCUGUUCAGCACAAGACAAGGACAUGUACAAUGUUGAGAUGCUUGAUUUAGGGGGAGGAAUAACCAGGUGGCAAACCCUACCUCAGUUACCAGAUAUAGGAGAUUGUAUUUAUAUUACGAGCAUGCUUAAUGAGGAUGGAAACAGUACACAUGACUAUAUAUGGAUUUGUAGCGAUAGUAUUAGAGGGAUUACGGAGGAAUGUAUAUAUUUGUCCAUGGGUCAUAGAGUUAUUAUGGAUGAUGCAGAUGAUUGGUCUGCCUGGGAGCUGCAUAAAAUAACAGACAAGGGUCAAUCUAGGAGCAUACCUCCUCCUCCUGCUCCACCCAUAGAAAAAUUUGAAAAUCAUCCUCCUGAAUACCUUGACAUAUAUAGCACAGAUGAGUUGAGGCCAAGGCAUCUGUACAAGCUGUUUACAGUGACUGAAUAUGGCUUACACCUCAACCAUCAAGGUCUCUUUGAGCCUACAAUUGAGCCUGGAUAUCUUUUCUUAUUUAAAGAUGACUACUACCAAGGAGCCAUAACUGGAUUACACAGUGUCCGGAAGGAGGUUGAUAGUGAUGGAAGUAUGAAGUUGAUCUCGUACAGAAAGGACCUUCAAAAUGCAGAGGUGCUUGCGGGGGAUGAGCUGAAUGAAUUCUAUGACUCUUGGAGGAAUUUUCUUUCCAAUUGGAGACGCUUUUUACCUGAGAAUAUAAGUGCUGUGAAAUUUACAUCAGAUUUGUCACAGAAGAUGGAUGAAUGGCAGAAGCAAUUUAGCUUGCCUUCAAGCAAGGGAGAUGGUCUAGUGCUGAAUGAGACGUCUACAGUAAAAGUUGUACAACAAGGCACCAUAUACAUCUAUGCUUAUAUUGCAACUAAAUGUACUAAUAAUAUGUAUUUUCAGGGUGAUGAACAACUAUUGUUUUCUUAACAAUAUAGUACUCUGCUCAAAGAGCAUUCUAAAAUCUAACCACAUAUUCAAUGAAAGUAUCAAUUUCUCUCAACAA